Messenger RNA from Macrobrachium nipponense, 612 nucleotides. RefSeq lists its product as uncharacterized. The record is from RefSeq and is a predicted model, not a curated record. Lineage: Eukaryota; Metazoa; Arthropoda; Malacostraca; Decapoda; Palaemonidae. The transcript is spliced from 3 exons. The coding region runs from base 1 to 564 and encodes 187 amino acids.
AUGUCGAGGGGCUCUUGCUUUGCCAAGAUCACCUACGGGCCGAACAAGGUUAAGGCCCGUGCCAACAAGAAGUGUUGGCUUAAUACAACAACAACAACAACAACAAUCCCUCUCAGCACAGUUGGCUCUCAAGCUCUCAACGAUGGUGUCCAUGGCAUACUUUUUAGGAAACUUUUAACUCCUUUUUACAGACCCUCUUUGCCACCUUGGCUGCAUGUGGUUCUCUUCGAGAUGGCAGCAGCUGAUCCUGUUGCAGAUCCUGAACCAGGUCACUUCAGAGGGGGAUUCCAUAGAGGCUUCGGUGGAUUUGGUGGACACGGAUUCGGAUAUGGAGCCUUCCGUGGAAAGAGGAGCCCAGUAGCUGAGGCUCUGGCUGACCCAGAACCCGAAGCAGAUCCUGGUCACUUCGGAGGAUUUGGUGGAGACAGAUUCGGGUAUGGAGCCUUCCGUGGAAAGAGGACCCCAGUAGCUGAACCAGAACCCGAAGCUGAUCCUGGAUUCCACCGAGGUUUUGGAGGAUUUGGAAGUUUUGGUCAUUUCGGAGCAGGCCGUUACUAUGGUUAGGACAAAAUUGUCAAAUUCCUUCACCUUUCGGCAUAAAUCUGAAUAAAA